This is a messenger RNA of Polychytrium aggregatum, 3105 nucleotides long. RefSeq lists its product as uncharacterized. The transcript has 4 exons. Gene Ontology annotation, biological process: transmembrane transport. The record is from RefSeq and is a predicted model, not a curated record. Gene Ontology annotation, molecular function: transmembrane transporter activity. The coding region runs from base 162 to 2852 and encodes 896 amino acids. Lineage: Eukaryota; Fungi; Chytridiomycota; Chytridiomycetes; Polychytriales.
AGAGCCCUUUUUUUCCUUGCUCGCCCCUCCGUCUGCAUCUGCGUCGCUCCUGCAUCGGCCUCGUCCUGGUCGUCCCCACUCGCCCUAUUUGGGCACCUUUUUUUUUGUCUCUCUCGGAUGACACCAUUGAUCGCCCACGCAUCGCGCCGUCUUUGAAGAACAUGGAUCGCCGUCGCUCGUCUGCUUCCAAUGCCCCGCCGUCGCCGGCAAUAUCCGCGGUGUCGUCGGUCUCCUCCACCUCGUCGUAUUUCUAUCCCCAUCGGUCAUCCAGAGGCGCCGUGGAGAUCGAUCGGUACUCGACGGCCUCCUUCGUCUCUCUGCCUUUCGACUUGCCCUCCGAGUUUCCCAUGCCGUCCGACCCCCAGGCCUGCUUGCCCGCAGGCGAAUCGCACGCGGCUGUCCCUGGAGAGGGCGGCCCCGUCGUUGUCGUGGACAUCCCCAGCGACGACGUCCCGACUGAGGGCCUGCCGCCCCACGACCCGCUUGCCAACACUGUGUCCCAGUCCCAGCACCCCGCCGACAUUCUCCUCCAGCACCAUCGCCAAACCCACGCCCAGGUACAGGUGCAGACCCUCUCCCAGCCCGAGCUCCACCCCGCCCAUGUCCAUCACCUCGAUUCCGACGCCGAUGCCCUGCACCACCAACCUGCCGACCUGCCUCCCGAGCGGUCCUUCACCAAGAGCUUCACCUCGCCCUAUCCCGCAACGGCUGCCUGGACCGAUACCACGGCCCUCUCCGACCAUGAGGACGAGAACCUGCUCACCGUCAACUCUGUUGGCUCCAACCUCGCCCACCACUUUUAUCUCCUGCGCGAGUCCCGCAACGACCAUCUCUCGCCCGACCGCCGCACCCCGAAUGCCUCGCGCUUGUCGGUGCUGAGCGCCCGCAGCUCCCAGCUCAAGGACGGCAUCUCCAAGACCAUGUCCACGGCCUACCAGGCCGCACACAAGAGCGGUCUCUUUGGUGAGAGCAUGUAUCCCAACCCACGCUCUCGGCCCACCAGCCGCGCUCCCAGCCGCUCGGCCAGCCGUUCCGCCAGCCGCCGAACAAGUCCCGCCGACCGAACUCGCAGACGAGCCCGCACAGCGAGCCAGCUCGGCAGUCAGCCCAACAGUCCCACCCACAGCCCCUUCAGCACCCCGCCCAGCAGCCAGCCCAGCAGCCAGCCCGACAGCAUGCCCCAGAGCCGGCCCAACAGCCGCCCUUCGUCGAUUCGAGCGCAUCGGCUGCACCACGCGUCCCGCCCUCGCUCGGCCGCCUCGCUCUCGAGCAUCCUGAGCGCCGACGACGUCCAGGUCGACGACCAGAUCUCGCCGGCCCAGAUCCACGCCAUCGAGCUGUUUCAAAAGAUCAACCAGCUCUCGCGCUCGCCGUCCGUGCAGUCGGGCCACUCUGUCCGCUCGGUGCACUCCAUCGCCGACAGCAUUGCCAGCAUCCCGCACGUGCGCUUCGACGUCGACGACCGCAUCGAGACCGAGGAGUCUGUGUGGCCGACGGGCACGCCCUACCGCAAGUCAGACACCAACGACUUUGUCAAGACGCCCUCGGUCCAGACCAUUAUCGACGGCGUGCCUCAAAUCGACAUUGUCAAGCGCCAGGACUUUCUCAUCAAGCUCACCAGAGCCUUCACCAGCUGCGGUGCGCCGUCGCAUCGCCUCGAGUAUCACCUGCAGCAACUCUCCCAGAUCCUCGAUGUCCCGAGCGAGUUUGCCGUCCUGCCGGGUAUCGUCAUGAUCUCCUUUGGCCGCGAAGACCAUACCUCCAAGACCCACAUCGUCAAGACCCCCCAGGGCUUCCACAUGGGCAAGCUCACCGACAUCAAUCGACUCUGCCUGGACGUGGCCGAGUACCGCAUCACCAUCACCGAUGCCUUUGUCAGACUCAACGAGAUCCUCACGGCCCCGUCGACGCCGCUGUGGGUGCACUUUAUCAUCCAGCCCGUCAUGGGCAGCACCUUCUGUCUCCUGGGCUUUGGGGGCCGGUGGAUCGACGCCGCCAUCAGCCUCUUCAUGGGCGUCGUCAUGGCCGGCUGGAUGAUGCUUGGCAGCCGCUACCCGAGCGUGACCUACCUCGUCGAGUUCAUGAGCUCCUUCACCAUCGCCUUCCUCGGCCGCCUGUUCCAGUGGCUGCUGCACAUCUACUCGCCCGACACCUGUUUCAACUACAUUGCCGUCGUCUUCAGCGGCUUGGCUGUGCUGCUCCCGGGACUCGCCCUGACCAACGCCAUGACCGAGCUGUCGACACGAAAUAUGAUUUCGGGCACCGUCAAGACCUUCCAAGCCCUUUUUGUCGCCAUGAUCAUUGGCUUUGGCAUGUCGAUGGGAUCCGCCGUUGCCAUCUUCCAGCCCAACGCCACCAACCAACUCUCGACCCAAGCCAUCUGCUCCGAGCCCGUGUCGCCUUACUGGGGCUUCCUCAUCUUCCCGCUCCUCACCAUCUCGGUCAACAUGCUCUUCGAAGCGUACCCGCCGCAGUGGCCCGUCAUGUCGCUUGUCAGCGCCCUGGGCUAUCUGACCUCGUUCUUCCUCUCCAAGGUCCCGGCUUUCACAGGCCAGAACACCAGCGCCGUGACCGUCGCCUCGGCGAUGGUGGUCGGGCUUGGCGGCAACGUUUAUGCGCGCAUCACGGGCGACGUUGCCGUAGCGCCGAUCCUGGCGAGCAUCUUCUUGCAGGUGCCCGGCAGCGUCGGCGUGAUGAGCUCGCUCGGGUUCUUUGGAUCCAACAUUAUCGACGGCACGACCUUUGCCUUCAAGAUGCUCCUCGUUGGCAUGUCCAUCACCAUGGGCUUGUUCAUCGCCACCCUGAUCGUAUGGCCCGUCAAGGGUCCUCGGCUCAAGUACAUGACCUUCUGAGCCGCGGUCGCUCAAGAAUCCGCAACAAGACCGACCGCCGUGGUUGCUACCGCCACUGCUGCUGCUGAUGAUGUCGCUGCUCGCGUCAUGCCCACCUAUACCACUGGAGGCAGCAGGAUCAUGGGGCCGCUGCGUUUGGCUCUGCUGCUGCCAUCAUGCCAGUCUUUCAUCACUCGACGUUGCUGCCUUCUCUUCGUCUCUUUAGCUCUCUCCGUCACUCCAUCUCGACCAUCGCCUCUGCUUUUGGUACCGU